Messenger RNA from Sphenostylis stenocarpa, 621 nucleotides. The record is from the annotation of a GenBank genome assembly. Lineage: Eukaryota; Viridiplantae; Streptophyta; Magnoliopsida; Fabales; Fabaceae.
AUGGUGCUUUCCGACGAAGAAAUUGCGAGGCUCUAUCGAAUCAGGAAGACGGUGAUGCAGAUGUUGAGAGACAGAGGUUACCUUGUUGGAGACUUCGAAAUCAACAUGUCCAAGCUUGAAUUCAAAUCUAAGUUCGGGGAACACAUGAAGCGCGAGGAUCUCGUCAUCAACAAGUCCAAGAAGGAUAACUCCAGCGACCAGAUAUACGUGUUCUUCCCCGAGGAGGCUAAGGUGGGCGUCAAAACGAUGAAGACCUACACCAAUCGUAUGAACUCCGAAAAUGUCUCCCGAGCCAUUCUGGUCACUCAGAGCAGCCUCACCCCCUUCGCUAAAACCUGCAUUAGUGAAAUCUCUUCCAAAUUUCAAUUGGAGGUUUUUCAGGAGGCAGAGCUGUUGGUGAACAUUAAAGAGCAUGAGCUUGUCCCUGAACAUCAGGUUCUCACUGAUCUGGAGAAGAAAACCUUGAUUGAGAGAUACACGGUGAAAGAAACCCAGCUGCCAAGGAUUCAGGUGACAGAUCCUGUUGCACGAUACUAUGGAUUGAAGCGUGGUCAGGUUGUGAAGAUUAUACGGCCAAGUGAAACUGCUGGCAGAUAUGUUACCUACAGAUUUGUUGUGUAA